Messenger RNA from Pezoporus occidentalis (night parrot), 1345 nucleotides. It is a transcript of the gene DNASE1L2, whose product is annotated as deoxyribonuclease 1 like 2. Gene Ontology annotation, molecular function: DNA binding; deoxyribonuclease I activity. Gene Ontology annotation, biological process: DNA catabolic process. The coding region runs from base 44 to 907 and encodes 287 amino acids. Lineage: Eukaryota; Metazoa; Chordata; Aves; Psittaciformes; Psittacidae. The transcript has 8 exons. The record is from RefSeq and is a predicted model, not a curated record. Gene Ontology annotation, cellular component: nucleus.
AGUCUGUCUCCCAUCACUGCAUCCCUGCUGAGCCUCGCUCCCAAUGGGAUCCGUGGUGCUGGCACUGUACCUCCUGGCUGUGGCUCUCCCAUGCCUGGCCACUGCCACGCUGCGCAUUGGUGCCUUCAACAUCCAGGCAUUCGGUGACACCAAGAUGUCCAACGAGGAAGUGGCGGGCAUCAUCAUCAGUAUCCUGAGCCGCUACGAUGUGGUGCUGGUGCAGGAGGUGCGCGACUCCGACCUCAGCGCCGUCACCCAGCUCAUGGAGCAGCUCAACAGUUUGUCCACGUCCCCAUAUGACUAUGAGAUCAGUGGCCCCCUGGGACGGGACAACUACAAGGAGAUGUACCUCUUCAUCUACAGGACAGACGUUGUGUCUGUGGUGGACACCUACCAGUACGAGGAUCCCCAGGAUGUCUUCAGCCGGGAGCCGUUCAUCCUGAGGGUCUCAGCACCCAACACCAGUAAGCAGGGUGACAAACGGCCCCGGGUGGUGCAGGACUUUGUGCUGGUGCCACUGCACUCAGCUCCACAUGAUGCUGUUGCUGAGAUUGAUGCUCUCUACGAUGUCUACCUGGCCAUUGUCAACAAGUGGGGGACCGAUAACAUCAUGUUCCUGGGGGACUUCAACGCCGACUGCGCCUAUGUGCAGCAUGGUGACUGGUCAUCCAUUCGCCUGCGCACCAGCGACAUCUUCAAGUGGCUGCUCCCGGAUGGCACUGACACCACGGUGGGGAGGUCAGACUGUGCCUAUGACAGGAUCGUGGUGUGCGGCGCCAAGCUGAAGAGAAGCAUCGUGCCCAAUUCCGCUGGUAUCUACAACUUCCAGCGUGCUUUCCAGCUGGAGCAGGAAGAGGCCCUGGCAGUCAGUGACCAUUACCCAGUCGAGGUGAAGCUGACAGCUUGAAUUGUCCUGUGGCCUCAGACCACGAUCCAGAUCCAGCUCCCACCACCAACCCUGUGAAGCCACCCCCUGCAGCCCCAUCCACCAUCCCUGUACAAGGGCUGCUUCAGAUCCUGGUCUGGAGAACGGUCGCAGCCAGUCACCAGCCAUGCCCAGACCCCUCAGCCCACCACGGACGAGAGCCUGGGGACAGGCCACAGUCAGGAAGCGGUGACCACCGACAGGCUGGGAAUGAAGCAUCCAUCUCCUACCUCAUUGAAGACUUUAUUGACAAAUCUCUUUUCAUGAUUAACUGUUGGAUAGAAGGGAGGACAUCCAAGGACCAGAGGGCUCAGGCCACAGCGGUGUCAUGACCCUCUCCCUGUCUGUUCCUCAGGGAGCUGAGCAGACUGCUCUCCUGCUCUCAGGAAAGGCAGCAGUGGUGUCAGGCACUCUAUGGGG